Messenger RNA from Gadus macrocephalus (Pacific cod), 3417 nucleotides. RefSeq names its product prospero homeobox 1a (gene prox1a). Gene Ontology annotation, biological process: regulation of transcription by RNA polymerase II. NCBI's taxonomy places the organism in Eukaryota, Metazoa, Chordata, Actinopteri, Gadiformes, Gadidae. Gene Ontology annotation, cellular component: nucleus. The record is from RefSeq and is a predicted model, not a curated record. Gene Ontology annotation, molecular function: RNA polymerase II cis-regulatory region sequence-specific DNA binding; DNA-binding transcription factor activity, RNA polymerase II-specific.
UUCAGAGCGCGAAAGAAGGAAAAAAAUCGAAAAAAAAAAACACACAACGGAACCGCAACGGACCGCCUUGGAGGGGUCGGGGGGGUCCCGCGCUCCUUAUUGGUCAGGUGCGGCGGUUACAUCACUCCACGAUGAUGAUGAUGAUGAUGAUGAUGAUGAUGAUGAUGAUGUCGUCACGCGUCUUCCUCGCCUCCUUCGCGCGCGUCUUUAAGGGACGCGUCUCCUCGGCUCGCGGGCUUCAAGCGAACGAGGUCUUGUCCGCGCGCGACGCCGUCACAGACACGAGACUCUCUCUCUCGCUCUCUCCUUACUCGCUCUCUCACACUCCCUCGCUCUCGCCUUCCCCUCUCUCUCUCUCUCUCUCUCUCUCUCUCUCUCUCUCUCUCUCUCUCUCUCUCUCUCGCUCUCUCGCUCUCUCGCUCUCUCUCUCUCACGCGUCUCUCUCGCGCUCCGUCUUCACUGCUCCUCCGCUGCGCGUCACGGCACCCGGAGAAGAACGUCUCUCCGGUGUCCGGUCCCACGGAAGCGCUCGUGCCUCUCGGUUCUUCUUCGUCUCCACGGCGACGGGGAUUUUUUUUUGGGGAAAGCCACCGCUGAUACCGCGGACCGCCGAGGCAACACACCACCCCCACACACACACCUUCACACCCCUCAAAAGCCGCCCCCCAUCCCCUUCCCUCCCCUUCUCUACGAGGACCCCUCCGGCCGGACCGGGGCCCCGCCAUGCCCCAAUAGGUGCCCCACGUGAUGCCUGACAAUGACGGCGACCGCCUCCUGAGCAGACAGAGCAAGCGGCGCCGCGUCGACAUCGGGGUGAAGCGCACGACGACGGCGUUUACCGGCGCCCGGGAGUCCCUCGCCCUCUUCAACGUCAUGAGCCAAUCGCACAUGUCCUCCGAGCAAGACGCCGCAAACACUGCUGCCGCCGCGGUGGCUAACGGCGAGGCGGACAAGUCGAACGUACUCCGGAAGCUUCUGAAGAGGCACAACUCGUACGAGGACGCCAUGAUGGCGUUCCCGGGGGCGACCAUCAUCUCCCAGCUGCUGAAGAACAACAUGGGGAAGAACGGCGGUAACGACUCCGGCUUCCAGGGCAGCGGGACCCUCUCCAGCGGGGGGUCCGAGACCCAGAAUGACGACGUCUGCUCCAACCCCUCGUCCCAGGAACCGGACAGCCCGUCACGCUGCCUCUCUCUCUCCCCCUCCCUCGCCCCUCCUCUCUCCUCCUCCUCCUCCGCCUCCGCCUUCCCUCUCCCGGCUCCGCCCCCUCCUCCCACUCCGGCCCCGCCCCCGGCAUUGGCUCCGCCCCUCUGCGUCUUCGACCUUGAGAGGUUGUCGGACGAGCACCUGCGCGCCAAGCGAGCGCGAGUCGAAAACAUCAUCAGGGGCAUGAGCCACUCCCCGCUAGUGGCGGCGCGCUCUGGUGGUCCCCACGAGGAUGGCGGCAGGGGAGGCGGAGGAGGCGGUAACCAUGGCAGCCAUAGCAUCAACAACGGAGGAGGAGGCGGCGGCAUCGGAGGCGGGAACUUCGUCUCCGCCUUGCUGCGUUCUCCCGGGUCGCGACUGACCGGAGUCGGAAUUGGAGGAGGUGGAGGAGGAGGAGGAGCAGGAGGAGGAGGAGGAGCAGGAGGGGGAGGAGGAUCAGGAGGAGCAGGAGGAGAGGGAUACCGGGAGAACAAGCGGAAGCAACGCCUGCCCCAGCAGCAGCAACAGCAGCAGAGCUUCAGCCAGCUGGUUUGCUCUCGCCAGGAGCUCAGACAGGAGGAGAGACGGCAGCUCAAGCUGCAGCUGGAGGACAUGCAGAAACAGCUGCGCCAGCUGCAGGAGAAGUUCUACCAGAUCUACGACUCGGAGACAGAGGAGGAUGAGCACGAGGAGAAUGAGGAGCACCCGGGGAGCCGGUCGGAGCUGGAGGAGGAGGAGGAGGAGGAGGAGGAGGAGGAGGGCGUGGCAGAGGACGACGGCAAUCUCUCCGAAGCAGACAGCCUCCGAUCGGACGGACUGGAGGAGCGUCGCCAUGGCCAAAGCCACAGCCUCAGCAGCCGUCGCCACGACGAUCAGCCUGACAACCGAGGGGCGGAGCUUGACCCCGGCGUGUUUCUGGACCGCGCCCGCGCCAUCCUGAGGGGGAGGGCCCUAAUUGGCCCCGGGGGCCGGACGGGAUGGAGAUGGAGAUGAUGAUGGAGAUGGAAGGAGGAGGAGGAGGAGCUUGAGUACGAGGCCGCCGAAGAGGAGCGGAGCCCGAGGAAGAGGAGGGCGGCAGCCUCAGGAGGAGGAGGAGGUGGAGGAGGAGGUGGUGGGGGGGGAAGGCACCUAGCGGAGACCCUCAAGCAGGAGCUGAGCUGCGCCGUGUCGCAGGUGGUGGACAGCGUGGUCAAGCGGGCCCAGGGGGGGGGCGGGCGGCACGGUUGCCACGGCAACACGCCCACCUCCUCGGUCACGCCCUCAACGGCAACGGCAGCGCACCCCCUGUCCCAGCAGCCACCACCGCCGCCUCCCUCCCGCUCCUCCCACUCCUCCAUGUCCAACUCCUCCCCUUCCUGUGGCGGCGGAGGAGGGGCGGGGCUCUACGGCCCGCUCGCCGCCAUUGCGCCCGAGCUGCGAUUCGCCGGCGCUCUCGGCCUGGCCCUCAACGGGGGGGGGGGCGACCUCAGCCCCUCCCCCCGCCCACCCGGCGGCGGCUACCACCCCUCGUCCAAUCAGAGGCUGCACUGCUUCGGCGGCGCCGACACCCACGUCAUGCCGCUAGACUCCUCCCCCUUCGGCAUGGCUCCGCCCCCGAACGACCAGACGGAGGCGCUAUCACUGGUGGUGCGAAAGGGCGGAGUCGCCACAGACCACGCCCCCUCUCUGGCCCCGCCCCCCGCAACAAGCCCUGCCUCUCCCCACCACCAAAACCACCCCUCCUCGCUACACCAAUCCGCGCUCUCCGCCUCGCUCGGCUUUGGCCCCGCCUCCUUCCGCCACCCCUUCCUCUGGGGUACCCCUUUCAGGGGCCCCCUCGGAGUGGGUGGGCCCCAUCACCAUGGCUACCCGGGCCCCAAAGAACACCACAUGAGGACCUCCCCCGACGCCAUCGACCUCGUCCGCGAGACCGUCAGCCUGAGAUCCAAGAUGGCGGGAAUGAGCGGAGGCCAUCUUAACCACCAUCACCACCACCAUCAUCACAGGCAACAGCAGGGCUCCGGCUCCUCCCCUUCUGGUCACCAUGGCAACCAGGAGGGGCUGUCGUUGGCGCUUAUCAAGUCCGAGUGCGGAGACCUCCAGGAUCUGGCCGACAUCUCACCCUACUCCGGGAGUACCAUCCAGGAAGGACUCUCUCCCAAUCAUCUGAAGAAGGCCAAGCUCAUGUUCUUCUACACCCGGUACCCCUCCUCCAACAUGCUCAAGAUGUUCUUCUCCGAUGUCAAGAUUUAA